AUUCAGAGACAUCCAUCCAAAUUUUGCUCAUGGGGAGUUUGAUGAUGAAGAAGCUGUUAUUCUUAAUCUUAAUUUUUGUUGGAUCAAUCUCAUGUUCUCUUGGAGUUGAAUUUGAUAGAUUCCCUUCAGGAAAGGGAAGGAAAGAUAAAAUUGCUUGCCAAUUUAUUAGAAGAUCACAUCCUAGGAGGAGUAGAUACUUCGCUUGUGAAGGUGUCAAGAGAAACCAUAUGAAUAUAAUGGGAAAGUACUCCCCCAAAUAUGAAAAUCUGCUACCUACUGGUUCCGUGCAAAUUGAUGAUGCCAAUUUAAGAUACAAUUGGAUGCCAAGACUACCCAAACGACACAUAUGA
Hevea brasiliensis (rubber tree) is the source of this 350-nucleotide messenger RNA. RefSeq lists its product as uncharacterized. The record is from RefSeq and is a predicted model, not a curated record. NCBI's taxonomy places the organism in Eukaryota, Viridiplantae, Streptophyta, Magnoliopsida, Malpighiales, Euphorbiaceae. The transcript has 2 exons. Bases 30 to 350 code for a protein of 106 amino acids.